This is a messenger RNA of Coccinella septempunctata (seven-spotted ladybird), 635 nucleotides long. RefSeq lists its product as uncharacterized. The record is from RefSeq and is a predicted model, not a curated record. Bases 77 to 517 code for a protein of 146 amino acids. Lineage: Eukaryota; Metazoa; Arthropoda; Insecta; Coleoptera; Coccinellidae. The transcript has 3 exons.
GUUACUUCCUUGAUAGAUAGAAAAAACAAUUGUACUUUAUAUAAAAGUGCUCAUACCAAAUUUUAGGCAAGUUUAAAUGUUAGUGUUCAGUAGAAACAUGCAAAUUGAUAUAAUCCUCAUCAUUAACCUCGUUCUAUUUUUACGGUAUUUACCUAUAUCGCACUCACAGGAUAAUGAGGAAAAGAAUUGGCUGGAUGCGUGUGACAUUCACAGAAUGAAAAAAGGAGGUUUUGGGGGAGAAUCUGCAGGACCAAGAACUCCAAAGACACCAUCUGGACCGUCCCGACCCCCUUACAAAUGUCCAGGAGCUGUUCCUUUUAGACCCUCGGCUUCUAAAGAUGAAUUAACGGAUGCAGUAAAGCAGAAACUCCUCAUAGACGCGUUUGAAAGAGGUAGUUAUGUGGAGAAAGAAGAUUGGACCAAAGAUGCAAGAGGAUUCAUAUCAGAUUUCUAUGGUGAUAAUGAUGAUGAUGAUUAUGAUUAUGAUUAUUACCCUUCCAACGAGAUGGAACAGUGAAUCAAUUUGUUCAACGAUUUUUCUGGGUGACUUAUGAUUUCCGUAUCCAUAUAUAUUUAUCUCGUGUAAGCACUUCCUUUGGCAAUUGCGAAGAAGCAACAAAUAAAAUGCUGAGAAU